AUGGCAGAGGAGUUCAUCUGUGCCAUAGUGUUAGUGGAGACGAGAGGACUCAUUAAUACUCCCACUGCAGCCAGUGGGAGUAUUGAUGACUACAGUAGUUCUGGACUGUACUUUGCUUUUCACAACACUUUCAGAAUCAAGUGAUUGCUGCUCAAGAAGUAAAAGCAGAAUCUCUCCAUUCCUCAGUGCAUUUGGCUGAAGACUGCUAAUAAAAUCAAGUACAACUCCAAGAGGAGAGACUGGAGGAGGACCCAGCUGGGACUGUAA
This is a messenger RNA of Cavia porcellus (domestic guinea pig), 267 nucleotides long. RefSeq names its product large ribosomal subunit protein eL39-like. Gene Ontology annotation, cellular component: ribosome; cytosolic large ribosomal subunit. Gene Ontology annotation, molecular function: structural constituent of ribosome. The transcript has 2 exons. Lineage: Eukaryota; Metazoa; Chordata; Mammalia; Rodentia; Caviidae. Gene Ontology annotation, biological process: translation. The record is from RefSeq and is a predicted model, not a curated record.